Messenger RNA from Populus nigra (black poplar), 1642 nucleotides. Its product is annotated as membrane-associated kinase regulator 5-like. The record is from RefSeq and is a predicted model, not a curated record. The transcript has 2 exons. Bases 156 to 1250 code for a protein of 364 amino acids. Gene Ontology annotation, cellular component: plasma membrane. NCBI's taxonomy places the organism in Eukaryota, Viridiplantae, Streptophyta, Magnoliopsida, Malpighiales, Salicaceae.
UUUUUUUAUCUCUCAACCAGAACGUCCCCACUUUAAUCUCUCCCUCCUUUAACCUGCUAUAAAAACCCACCUCUAAACCCUAAAAAUAAGCCAACGCCAACCCCAUCUCUUCUCUCUCUUUCAAAGCUCUCCCAUCCAGCCUUUUCUUUCAAAAUAUGGAAGCUCUCUACUUCCUCAAGUUCUGGAGACCCACCACCACCACCACUCAUAAAGAAAAUCGACCCUCUAGUGGAAGCAGUGAUGAUACCACCGAGAUCCCAUUCACAGAUUAUGAAUUUGAAGAAGGAGAAGACUCGUUUUUUGAAUUGGAACUUACUGUGCCUGAUUUUGACACCAAUAAAUGCGGCAGCAACAACACCACCAACAUCAACAACAAUCACCCACUAGACAAAGAAAACGUCUUUGACUCUAAACAAGCGCCUCUCUACAAAUUAGUUGACAAAGAGAGCCACAACCCUCAACACACAUUUCAGCAGCCAACGCUUUCAACCGAUCAUCUCCUUUCAAAGAGAAAAAUCCUCCCUAUCGAACCCAUUUCUUCAUCAAAACCUCAGUCACCAAUCUCCUUGCUAAAAUCAGCUCCAAGGUUUAAAGUCCUCAUGUUCAAGAAAUCGAAGUCAAUGGCAUCACAGAAAACAGAGAAAACAGGGGAAACGGAGUCCUUCAAUGCAAAUAGCAAAAAGCACGAAAGCAACAAGUUUUUUACUGUCAAACUCAAGCUUGAAGAGGUUACAAACGCUUCUUUUUUCACUAAACAAAACAGCUUGAGGAAGCAAAUCGCUAAUGAUUCUUAUGAUAAUGAUACAUCAAAGAGAUUUUCAAAGGAAAUGAUACAAAAGUACUUAAAGCUAAUCAAGCCAUUAUACAUCAAAGUUUCCAAGAGACAAAGCGACAAGAUGAGAUUCUCCGGUGAGUUAUCAGUUGGGUCUCCAUCAUCUUCCUCAGCAACGGUGUCGGCAAAGGAAAAGCAGGGGAGUUUUCCUGCAGGGAUUAGAGUGGUUUCUAGGCAUCUUGGGAAGAGCAAAUCAGCUUCAGCGACCACAGGAGUUUCUCCUCCAAUUGGGAGCAGGAGAGAUGAUUCUUUGCUGCUGCAGAAUGAUGGGAUUCAAAGUGCUAUCCUGCAUUGCAAGAAAUCUUUCAAUUCUUCUAGAGAUUCUUCUUUAAUGUCGAGAUUUUCAAGUGACCCUUUGCACGAGAAAUCAAUGGCUUCACCAAGAAUUUCGUCAAGUGAAGAGAAUGCAACCAAUUAAGCUUUAUUUCAUGGCAUUCAAGAGAGAACAAGCGGGAAAUAUACAAAGAAAAGAAAUUUAUUAGAUUUUUUUUUCGUUUUUAUCAUGUAAGAAAGAGAUGGAAAAAAAUAGAGAAAGCAGGGUAGUUUUUUUGUCUUUUUAGCCAUGAAUCAUGUAAGUUAGGAGGGAAGACAUUAGGGUUUAGUAGAACUGCUGUUGAUGCUGUAUUCUGUAAAGUGAUGGGUCAUCAUGAGAAACUUGAAACGAAGUCUGAGAUUGGAUCUCUGGCGUAUCCAAUCUAUAUGUAGUCUGCAGCUGUGUAUACCCAUGGAAAUAUUUUAGAUUGUCCUUCUUGUCAAGAAUGUAAUCAUAUCUGGAUUUGAUGACUGAAAUGACUUGAUCGGUUUGCACUA